Fopius arisanus is the source of this 2051-nucleotide messenger RNA. Its product is annotated as NADPH-dependent diflavin oxidoreductase 1. Gene Ontology annotation, molecular function: FMN binding; NADPH-hemoprotein reductase activity; flavin adenine dinucleotide binding. The transcript is spliced from 4 exons. Bases 203 to 1990 code for a protein of 595 amino acids. The record is from RefSeq and is a predicted model, not a curated record. Lineage: Eukaryota; Metazoa; Arthropoda; Insecta; Hymenoptera; Braconidae. Gene Ontology annotation, cellular component: cytosol.
GAAUUUAUGACAUAUUUGAUCAUAGAUAUAUAUAUAUAGAGAGAGAGAGCGAGAGAGGGAGAGAGCCAUUAUGCCCUACAUUACAUUGAGCUUCUCAGUACAAUUUUAUCAACUUUAUGAUUAUCGUUAGUUACAAUUGAAUUGGUAUUCGAAGAGCAAUAAUAAUUUAAGGUGAGAAAAGGUUGAAAAAAAAAGUAACGAAAUGACGAUGGAGAAUAUUAAUGUCACUGUACUAUAUGGAAGUGAGACCGGAACUGCACAAGACACUGCUGAAGAAAUUUGGAUUAAUGCCAAGAGAAAUGGAUUGGUAUGCUCAGUGAUGGCAAUGGAUGAUUAUAAUAUCGAACGCCUUUCCUCAGAACGCGUCAUUAUCUUUGUAGCUUCAACAACUGGUCAAGGUGAUCCACCAUCUAAUAUGAGAAAAUUUUGGAGGUUCCUACUGCGUAAAUCUCAUCCCCAAUCUCUCCUCCAAAACGUCAAGUAUGCUGUUUUGGGAUUGGGCGAUAGUUCAUACGAAAAGUAUAAUUUUGCUGCGAAAAAGCUCAACAAACGUCUAGUUCAAUUGGGAGCACAAGAAAUGAUUAAAAUUGCCCUCGCAGAUGAUCAACACGACUUGGGGAUAGAUGCAGUAAUAGAGCCGUGGAUAAAAAAAAUAUGGACCGUCAUAUCGAAUAUCUUAAAUAUCCCUCUCAAAUCAGGCCCUCUCCUCAACCAAGUUAUAGAACGUUUCAACGUCUCGAUUAUUCAGCCGAAUCAACUUACAAUAGAAAGGGAAAAUAAUAUAACUAAAGAUAUUUACAGAGAUGAACUCGAGCUAAAUAAUAAUCUAAAACUGGCCACUGUCAUAGAUAAUACGAGAAUAACAAGUAGCGAUCAUUUUCAAGACGUUAGACUUAUUAAAUUUACCAUUGAAAAUGUUGAUUAUCAACCUGGAGACAUUGUUUAUUUAAAACCAAAGAAUUCCUCAAAGCAAGUAUCAGACUUUUUUAAUCUUCUGAGGGAGAACAAUUGCUCUGUAACUAGUGAGACUCUUUUGAGUAUUUCGAGCAAGGAAAUAAAACCUCCAUAUUGCUUUCAACGGCCCUUGACUCUGCAGCAAGUCGUUGAGCAGUAUUGGGACCUUAAUUAUAAACCAAGAAGGUCGACUAUGCAGAUCCUGGCUCUCAUAAGUGAUAAUAAACUUGAGAAAGACAAAUUGACGGAGUUUUCGACAGCUAUUGGCCAAGAUGAACUUUAUAAUUAUGUUAAUAAGCCGAGGAGGAAUAUUGUCGAGGUUUUAAGGGAUUUUCCCAAUACCAUUGGGAAAUUAAAUGAAAGAAAUUUAUUCGAAGUGAUGGCACCAAUCAAACCCAGGGCAUUUAGCAUUGCUUCGAGCAGUAAAUCUACUCCCCAUGAAAUUCAUCUGCUAGUGGCUGUUGUCAAAUAUAAAACCAAAUUAAUGGAACCAAGAUUAGGACUCUGCUCAAACUGGUUGGCAUCAUUAAAAAAAGGGGAGAAACUCGUUUGCUCUUUACAGAGUGGAACGUUUAUUUUUGAUGGGACAAAACCGAUGAUUCUUGUGGGCCCAGGCACUGGAAUUGCUCCCUUCAGAUCGAUUUUAUUAGAACGAGAAGCUACUGGAGUAAACUUAAAAGAUGUUCUCUUGUUCUUUGGGUGCAGAAAUCAAAAGAAGGAUUUUCAUUGUAAACAAGACUUUGAAAGAUUAAUGAAGAAUAAUAACUUGAGGUUUUUUUGUGCCUUUUCUAGAGAUCAAGAGGAUAAAAUAUAUGUUCAACACUUGAUUAGGGAACAAGGUAAAGUAUGUUGGAAUUUAUUAUUAAAUGGAGGUAAAAUCUACCUGUCUGGAAAUUCAAAAAAUAUGCCAAAAUGUGUGAGAGACGAAUUUGUUAAGAUAGCAAAAAAAUUUGGCAAUUUCAAUGACUUAGAUGCUGAAAAUUUUGUAAAGAACCUUGAGAAAUGUGGACGAUAUCAAACUGAAACUUGGGGUUGACUGUUUACAGUGAUUUAAUAAUAAAGAACAAUUUUUUGAAAUGAAUAAUUAGUGAAAUUGA